Messenger RNA from Epinephelus moara (kelp grouper), 965 nucleotides. It is a transcript of the gene dtd2, whose product is annotated as D-aminoacyl-tRNA deacylase 2. The transcript is spliced from 3 exons. The coding region runs from base 216 to 710 and encodes 164 amino acids. Gene Ontology annotation, cellular component: cytoplasm. Lineage: Eukaryota; Metazoa; Chordata; Actinopteri; Perciformes; Serranidae. Gene Ontology annotation, biological process: tRNA metabolic process. The record is from RefSeq and is a predicted model, not a curated record. Gene Ontology annotation, molecular function: D-tyrosyl-tRNA(Tyr) deacylase activity.
CUUUGAGCACCUUUGGGCAACUUUGGUUGACGUUAGUCCGGAAGUGUGUUGCAUGAGUUUUCUUGUGAUUUGUCUUUGCCGUUCAUUGAACAUUUCCGUCACUUUCUAAGUCAGUAUAGUUCUAUUUUUUUAUGUUAGGAUUGAACCGGUUCCUCCUGCACCACCGUUUAUAACGAGGACAGACUUUAUUAAACCAGUAAAGAGGAUAAACUCAGAUGGCGGAGAAAGGCGGUGCUCCUGUGGCCCGGGUGCUGCUGCAGCAGUGUCUGCAGGCCAGACUGCAGGUGAAGCCAGCAGAGGAAAACUCAGAGGCUCAGUUUGUCCAGAUCGACAGAGGAAUGGUGAUCUACAUCUGCUUCUUUAAAGGAGCCACAGACGACAUCCUGCCCAAAAUGGUGUCCACGCUGUUGAACCUGCGUCUGUGUGAGUCCGACUCUGGGAAGAUGGUGUCAGUGCUGGAGCUUCCCGGCAGCGUGCUGAUCGUCCCCCAGGCCACGCUGGGCGGGAAGGCCAAAGGCAGGGCCAUGCAGUACCACAACAACAUCAGCAAAGAGGACGGACUGCGGCUCUACGGAGACUUCGUUUCUCUGUGUGAGAAGGAACUGACGGCUGCUUCAGCUGAAGUGACGGUGAAACACGGGACGUAUGGAAACAGACAAGUGCUGAAGCUCGACACCAACGGACCCUACACACAUCUGAUGGAGUUCUGAGACAUGAAGCUUUGCUAGUGCCAUCAUGGAGGUCCAAAUGGUCACUAAAUUCAUGUGUAAAUAUCUAUAACCGAGGCUGGAAACAGUACCUAAGACUUUAUGUAUUGAUAUUUGAUGUAUGCAUUUUUUAUAUCAACAAAAUUACACUGGAAUAUGUCACCGUUUUUUGUGUAAUCCCCUUAGGUGUCUUAAAAAUAUGCUGAGAAGGCCACAAAGUGUUCAUAAACUCUGCAGUAAACAUACCUGCUGAAUGCA